CUCUUUUAUUUUUUUUAUUCCUAUUUACAGUAUCCCUUUCUUCUUUUCUUCCUCCUCUCCUUCGUCCUUAUUUCACAGCCACUACUGCCAACAAACAGGUUACGCAUCAUAUCAUACGUCGGCCGACACAGACGGUCCGACAGCUAGCAAGCAAGCAACCUUCUACUAGUCUUCUAACUACCUCCCUUUCCAUCACUCUCCCUCCUCCCCGCCAUCUGUCCAACUUACGUUCCUAUUUCCUUUCUUACUUGACUUAACUUAACUAUUUUGCAUAAUUAUCCUGGAGCUUUGAGACUGUCGCUAUCUCUCGGAUCGUUAACAACUUGAACCCGCUUUUUCCAUACCUGCCCGUGCACACGUUCACAGCCUAUCUUGCCUCCUGACUCCCCCUCAUCCCUCACCACGCUAUCCUUUGGUCCGCUUACUAUUUUUCAAAAUAAAUUUGAGAUUUCCUUUUUGGCAAAAACAAAUCUGUCGGCUAGAUUCACUUCUUUCCCUCUUUUUGGGCGAUGCCCCCGAAAUCUAAAGCUGAGAUACAGAAGCAACGGGCAAAGCUGGUGAAUUCAUACAAUGAGCUCCUGAGUGAGUUUUCUUCAAAGGAUUUGAAGACGGUGGGGAAUUAUAAUCUGGGGAAGUUGAUUGGGAAGGGGAGUUUUGGGAAGGUUUACCUUGCUACGCAUAAGCUUACCAAUGGAUCUAAGGUUGUGUUGAAGUCUGCGCAGAAGGACGACGCGAAUUUAGCCCGGGAGAUUCAUCAUCACCGACAACUGGUACACCCACAUAUUGCGAGACUUUACGAGGUUAUUGUUACAGAGAGCUUGGUUUGGCUGGUGUUGGAGUACUGUUCCGGGGAUGAGCUUUAUAACUACCUCAUCAAGAACGGGAGAUUGACGGUAGACAAGACGAAGAAGAUAUUUGCUCAGCUGGUCGGUGCGGUUUCGUACGUGCAUAUGAACAAUUGUGUGCAUAGGGAUUUGAAAUUGGAGAAUAUUCUGCUCGAUAAACAUGAGAAUGUCAAACUGUGCGAUUUUGGUUUUACAAGAGAGUACGAACGUCAGAAAUUGCUUCAAACCUUCUGUGGAACAGUCUGCUACUCGGCUCCUGAGAUGCUUAAGGGCGAGAAAUACAUGGCGCAUGCUGUGGAUGUUUGGUCAUUGGGCGUUAUUCUUUAUGCACUACUUUGUGGGGAAUUGCCGUUUGAUGAGGACAUCGAGGACGAUACCAAACUUAAAAUUCUCAAGGACGAACCUAAAUAUCCUGGAGAUUUGCCCGAAGAUGCCGUCUCGCUAUUAAAAGCGUGCCUUAUGAAGAAACCAGGGUUGCGGCCGACCCUUGAUGAAGUCCUGUCACAUCCUUUUCUUGUGGAAUAUGCUCCAGCACAAAAGGCCAUUCUUGUCGUACAGCCAUCACCUGCAUUUUCGACCCGGUUGGAGAAGGAUACAUUACACAGGAUGAAAGCCGCUGGGGUUGACAUAGACCAAGUAAUAGAGAAUGUGCUUGCCAAGAAAUGCGAUGCUCUUGCUGGAUGGUGGGCAUUGUUAAUAGAGAAGGAGGAGAGAAAGGAGAGGAGACGGCAGAAGCGGAAGAUUGAGAGUAGGAGAAUGAGUGCAGCUUCUAAUCUAGAUCCGACGUUGUUGCCUCUAAAUGAAGAGUCGGAGGAUCAGAUGAGGCGACAAAAUCCUGUGAUUAUCUUGCCCGAGCGACAUCAUGGAAGGAAUCCCAGAGCACAAACACCCCCGUCUCCCACCCCGCCUCCGCCAGUCGAGAAGGAUAGGGAUUAUGGACCGUACUUGAAGCCGCCGCAGCAAGAUAGGCAAGUUAUGUCGUCCCCGGAUCUUCACUCGGAGGUGAAUGGCGGGAAAGGGAGGCAGAAUAGGAAACAUGCUCUAAUGACCCAACUUGCGUCUUUAAAGCAUUGGUUUCUGGAUUCAGCCAAAAGGGCGACUUCUCCAAAUUCCAAAAACAGCUCGAACCAUAAUUCGGCGAGCCACAAUGCCAGCCACGGCUAUCAGCCAUUUCAAAAUGGACUGGGUUCACGUUCGGGGAACGGCGCGCGGAGGAAUUCGAGGGGAAACGUAGCGUAUAAUUCUAGCUACCGUGGGACCCCACCACCGAAACGAAAUUCCCUCUCCCCGGGCCCGUUAACACCGCACACAUCUUCAUACCGCCGGCCAUCAGGUCGGGGUCUCGGUGGGCGAAACUCAACCUCGUCAUCAGUGUCUUCCAUCCGCUCCUUCCAUAAUAAAACACAUUCAAAGGCCUCCUCCACAUCAUCUGCGUCCAUAUCAAGCAUAACGUUAAAGUCCCCGCGCUCCCCACGCGGCUCAAUUAAGGUCCUGCCCGCAACUCCCACUUCCUCCACCUUCCCGUCACACGUCCGCGUGGUGCGCUCCUCGCCCAAUGGCCAGGGAUACAACGAGGCAGCAGUAUUAACAUCGGGUGUAACCUUUGCCAAGCGGAAGAAGAGCCCAUUCAAGGGGCCCAUGCUGAGUCCAGCAGCCCUGCAUGCAAAACGUGAGAAUGCGGGCGCGAGGAUCGCCCAGAAGCGGAGUAGAGGGAAUAUCAUUGAGGAGGAGGAUGAGGAUAUCGAGGAAGUAUUUGAGUUUAUAGGUCCAGGGGAGAGUGAGGAUGAGGAUACGCUUAGGGGUAGACAUAAUUAGAGUUUUUUUUGUUUUUGUAUUUUCUUGUCGGAUCGGAUCGGCUAUGAUAAGCCGUUUUUUUUUGUUCUUAUCCUCUUGUUUUUGUUGUAUUUUUGUCUUGUUUUGCUUAUCUUUUUAGGGUAAGUUGGGUUAUAUCAUACUGCGUGCUGGAUGCUAACUGAGCUCUAAUUUUUCCUGUUUACUUGACUAACUAACGAUCUGCAAGUUUUUCCUUCCUUCUCUCUUUCCUUUCCCCGCUUUUGCGACGAAAAGCGCUUUCGUUCGCGCAUCUUUUGAUGGCUUAUUAUAUCCCUUUCUGUUCUACUCGUAUUCAUUCCCUCGUUCUCGUUGCCCACUUGUGGCUAGCGUAGCACUAGCGUCUUUGGUUUCUGUUAACGAGUUCAUACCCCUCCUGGUGUGUUGGGCAGGGGGGCGUGAUAUAGAAGUGUCACUCUGGCUGCCAUUGUCAUGGAAUGAAUAAAUUUUUUUACUGUUAUAAUUUUUUUAUAUCGAGGUGGGGAUGUUGUGAGUAUAUAUAUAUGGUGCAAGGCGUCUAAAGCGUGUACUGUACCAAUGUGGGCGCACCCGUGAAAUGCCUAGAUUUAUAAGGGGUAAAA
Messenger RNA from Tuber melanosporum (Perigord truffle), 3256 nucleotides. RefSeq lists its product as uncharacterized. Lineage: Eukaryota; Fungi; Ascomycota; Pezizomycetes; Pezizales; Tuberaceae. Gene Ontology annotation, biological process: protein phosphorylation; regulation of cytokinesis; mitotic spindle organization. Gene Ontology annotation, cellular component: spindle pole centrosome; spindle midzone; chromosome passenger complex. Gene Ontology annotation, molecular function: ATP binding; protein kinase activity. The transcript has 9 exons. Bases 510 to 2660 code for a protein of 716 amino acids. The record is from RefSeq and is a predicted model, not a curated record.